AUGUCGGGCAGGGAGCUGACAGACCUCUUCAGGCCAGCCAAGGUGGGCUUCCAGUGUUACGACCGAGCCCUUUCCAUGCCCUACGUGGAAAGCAAUGAAGAAAUGAUUCCUUUGCUGAUGCUGCUAAGCUUGGCGUUUGCAGCCCCCGCGGCGUCUAUCAUGGUGGGCGAAGGCAUCGUGUAUUGCUUGCAGUCAAAGAUGAAGGGCCGUAGCAAUACUGAAGGCAGCAUAAAUGCCGGCGGUUGCAAUUUCAACUCUUUUCUCCGCAGGACGGUCCGGUUUGUGGGUGUUCACGUGUUUGGCCUUUGUGCCACAGCCCUGGUGACCGAUGUCAUCCAAUUAGCCACAGGAUACCACGCCCCUUUCUUCUUGACCGUCUGUAAGCCCAACUAUACUCUUCUGGCUAUCUCCUGUGAGUCCAACCCUUACAUCACUCAAGAUAUCUGCUCAGGUCAAGACCAGCAUGCUAUUCUCUCAGCCAGGAAAACAUUCCCUUCUCAGCAUGCCACCCUGUCUGCAUUUGCUGCCGUCUAUGUAUCCGCCUAUCACGCAGUGGGCAACUUCCGGGCACCAAUAGAAAAGGCUCCCUCUCACCCUCCUGCCAAGGAUGCUCUCCGAGCCCUUACGCAACGUGGGCAUGACUCUGUUUAUCACCAGAAUAAGUCGGUCAGCACCGAUGAGCUCAACCCCCAGACCCGGCUGGAAGGGAUGAACCGGCAAGUGCCACGCGAGAAGAACUCGCUGGGGAGCUUGAAACGGGCGAGUGUUGACGUGGACCUUUUGGCACCCCGGAGCCCUAUGGGCAAAGAAAACAUGGUGACCUUCAGCAACACGCUACCACGGGUCAGCACCCCCUCAAUGGAUGACCCUGCUCGCCGCCAUAUGACCAUUCACGUCCCGGUGGACGCCUCCCGAUCUAAACAGCUGAUCACUGAAUGGAAACAGAAAUCAGUGGAAGGCCGUGGAAUGACCUUGGCAGAAGAGGUGGCGAGGCGGGUUGCCUCCGAUUCCUUGGCUGGAGAAGAGGAGGAUCAUAUCCCGCCUUCCUUGUACCCUACCGUCCAGGCUCGGACGGCUGAGCGUGCCUCUAUGGGUCCUCGGGUCCUCAUCCAGCCAAGACCCAGGGCCACUCAACUGGUCCACAUCCCUGAGGAAAGUCAAGCGAACGCCGGUGCUAAUAUUUCACCCAAAAGCAGCUCGGCUGUGAGGGCCAAGUGGAUGAUGAUGGCUGAGAAGGGGGCCGCCCAACGGGUGGCCAAUCCACCGCGCCUCAUGCAGGUGAUUGCCAUGUCCAAACAGCCCGGGAUGGUAUCGGUGACACCCAAGCAUUCAGAGACAUCUUCGUCCUCCACCAGUUCUGACUCCUCCCAGUACUGCUCUCCAUCAGAAAGAGACAGCUCCAGCGUGGUUACCAUUGAUGCCCAUGCCCCUCACCACCCAGUCGUACAUCUGUCUUCUGGAAAUGGCCCUUGGGAAUGGAAGGCUACCCAGAAAGUUCCGGAUAGCCAAGAUGCUUAUGAGCUCAAUGAGAUGAGCAAAGAUUACCAUGGGUUCCGGCCUGCCAAAAGCGCCGGAGUCUCACCAGGUUCCUCUGUCAGCGACAUUGAACAGGAGGAGGCCCGUUACGGCAGCGUGGCCACCAUCAAUGUGUCAGUGGGUCUGGGAGGGAGUGCAUCCUUGAUUUCAGCAGAAACCAGCCCCGGGGAAAGCCUUCUAGGGGCCUCCAGCCGGGAAUCCACCCUGCGGAGAAAACCACCUAGCUUAACGAUGGGGGACAAAGACGGGCAAGCAGAAGAGACGGAAAACUAUUAUAAGAAGAUGCAAGCCAACCGGGGAUAUAAGGAAUAAUCCCAUCACCUACCUCUGGUCCCUGCUACCUUGGAGCAAACUAUGAUUACAAUUGUGACUUUUUUUCAAACAAGCGUUGAAUUUCAAAUGGUGGGACUCCAUCAUGAUUAUAUUCAAAAACCAAGGUCAAACCAUCUGUUUUACCUGGUACCACAGUAAUUCAAAGGACUGAAUGAAUAUACACUAACAAUAACGGUAAAGUAGACAGUCUUCCAAAUGGCUCAAACGUCUAAGAUUCCCAUGGAAGACAUUUAUAAACAGAGAAGGUUUGGAUCAAGUCAGGCUUUGGGAUUAUUUUACCUUCUACUGGGCUAGGAAUGGAUACUGUUGAAGAAUUCUUGGCUGGAUUUUCCAGAGGACUUAAACAAACGAACACAAAAUGUGGAUGGUAUUAAAAUAAUCACAGCUUAUUCAUAACUAGUGAUUGUAACGAUAACAAGAGUGAGAAGGUGAGAAUGGAACAAUCCAGUCUGGAUUUAUUUGGGGUAUCGUCUUGAGCAGUGCCGGUUGGAUAUAACCCAGUCUUUCCCAACCUGAUGCCUUUGGAUUUCCAAACCUGUCCUUUGGUUCAGCCUUUGGUUGCUUGGGAAGCCUGAGGUCAAAUUCCCCCUGCUCCCCCACCCCCAGGAAUCUGUAUGUGUUUGUGGGGAGGUUGUAGUACUAAAGAUGGGGUGAAGUGUUACAAAGAGGUGGGAGAAGGUACCUCUAAAAGUUCAAUCUUCUGAGGUGUUUUGCAGCAGUGUUUCUCAAAGCUGGCAGCUUGAGAUAGGCGGACUUCAAUUUCCAGAAAUCCCCAUCUUUGAAUAGAUGGGGAACAUAGGUGGAUUUCAAUCCCCAUGAAUUCUGGGAGUUGAAGUCAUACCUUUUUAAACAAUAAAUAUGUAUAUUGAUUUUUUUUUAAAAGGAACAAUAAUAAAGGACAAUACAGACUAAACCCAGAAAGGAAAAAAUAAUAACAAACAGAAUAAGAAGUAGAAAAGAAGGAAAAAAAGGAAAGAGG
Messenger RNA from Thamnophis sirtalis, 2848 nucleotides. The record is from RefSeq and is a predicted model, not a curated record. NCBI's taxonomy places the organism in Eukaryota, Metazoa, Chordata, Lepidosauria, Squamata, Natricidae.